Penicillium diatomitis is the source of this 579-nucleotide messenger RNA. RefSeq names its product proteasome core particle subunit beta 3 (gene pup3). NCBI's taxonomy places the organism in Eukaryota, Fungi, Ascomycota, Eurotiomycetes, Eurotiales, Aspergillaceae. The coding region runs from base 1 to 579 and encodes 192 amino acids. The record is from RefSeq and is a predicted model, not a curated record. Gene Ontology annotation, biological process: proteasome-mediated ubiquitin-dependent protein catabolic process. The transcript is spliced from 2 exons. Gene Ontology annotation, cellular component: proteasome core complex; proteasome core complex, beta-subunit complex.
AUGGUGGGCAAGGACUGCGUCGCCAUCGCCUGCGAUCUCCGCUUGGGUAUGCAAGCGUUGACCAUUUCCAACAACUUCCCUAAGAUUUUCAACUACGCUCCAUCCACCUAUCUCGGUCUCACUGGUCUCGCGACCGAUGUCAACACUGUUUCCGAUCUGUUUCGCUACAAGGUCAACAUGUACCGGCUGCGUGAGGAACGCCAUAUCUCACCCCAGACUUUGGCCAACCUGGUGAGCUCAUCGUUGUACGAAAAGCGCUUUGGGCCAUUCUUCGUGAGCCCAGUGAUCGCUGGAAUCAAUCACACAACUGGAAAACCUUUCAUCUGUGGAUUCGACAGCAUUGGCUGCAUUGAUUUUGCCAAGGACUUCAUUGUCAGCGGCACAGCGAGCGACCAGCUAUUCGGUACCUGCGAGGGUCUUUGGGAGCCGGAUCUUGGCCCGGAGGAUCUGUUUGAGACCAUCUCUCAAGCGCUCUUGAGUGCCGUCGAUCGUGACGCCCUAUCCGGUUGGGGCGCGCAGGUCUAUAUCAUAGAGAAGGACAAGGUCACCCAGCGGUUACUGAAGGGACGCCAAGACUAA